Messenger RNA from Salvelinus sp. IW2-2015, 1431 nucleotides. RefSeq names its product tissue factor. The record is from RefSeq and is a predicted model, not a curated record. Gene Ontology annotation, biological process: cytokine-mediated signaling pathway; blood coagulation. Gene Ontology annotation, molecular function: protein binding; cytokine receptor activity. Gene Ontology annotation, cellular component: plasma membrane. Lineage: Eukaryota; Metazoa; Chordata; Actinopteri; Salmoniformes; Salmonidae.
ACCUCAUUUGGACGAUACGCGCGUCUUUUUCUUUUUUAGAAAGCACGUUUAACUGACAGACAGGAGCUGGCCAAGACAAGGGAGCGGAAUUCAAUCAGAGGUGGAUCGCUGGCGACUCGUUUCAGUGGCGCCCAGAGACCCGAGUCACUUUUCACUUCUACCUCCAUUGGAUUACUUUUUCACACUGACCUGUUGGAAUAUAACAUGUUGAAAAUGGAAAGGAAAGCUUUUUGUAGGAGAUUGUGUACUGUACUAUUCUUUGCCAACUGUGUUUCAGGUAACUAUCCCAAGGCACAGAACGUUUCCUGGUUGUCUAUCAACUUCAAAACACUACUUAUGUGGGAUCCUAAACCUUUCAACUAUUCAUACACUGUUGAAUAUUCUGUUAUUGGUCAGAUAAGAGAGUGGAACCAACACUGUAUUCGGACCAUGUCGACUGAGUGUGACCUGUCCAACGUUCUGACUGACCUGAAGGCCACAUACUCAGCUGAUGUCCUCUCAGAACCCCUACACAGAGUGAACUCUGACCUCACAGAGUUCCCCCACACCAGUUCGGAAGGGUUCACCCCUUACCAAGACACUCUUAUAGGCAGACCUGAGUUCAAGAUUGAGGUGAGCAAAGAUAAGAGGAAGAUCACCCUGUAUGUAGAAGACCCUCCCAUAGCCCUGUUCAACGAGCAGAACAAACUAAAGACCAUGCGGGAUGUCUUCGCUGAUGAGCUGCAGUACAAAGUCACCUUUGGGAAAGCAACGAGCACGGGCAAGAAAACCAAGAUGUCUGCCAGCAGUGAGAUAGAGCUAGACAGGAGGGAUAUAGAGCCUGGGGUGAGCUACUGCUUUAAAGUCCAGGCCUACAUCCCCUCCCGCAGCACAGACAAACAGCUGGGAGAGCUCAGUCAAACACAGUGUUCACCGGGUGCCAAUAAGUCCUUCUUUGAAGAGUUUGGAAUCGGUGUGAUCGCUGGGUUCAUCCUCCUCGUCAUUACGAUCAUAGUGGUGGCUAUCGUAGUCACAGUGGUGUGCUGCCGACGCACAAGGAAAGCCAACACAAGUGGGAAAGAAGGAGUGCCACUAAGAAGUGUGUAAAAAAUGUAUCGUCGACACACAAUUGGGAACACAAUGUACAGCUAAACUGGACUUUGAAAUGGAGGCUGUAGGUCAGCAUUUCUUCUGUGAAAUCGCAGAGGGAAUAUGUUACACAUACUGUAGUGUGUAUUUUGUUUCCGUGCAGUGCUGCAAUAUUUUCCUUUUUAUUUGUUGAGUGGCACUUCUACUGCUGUGAAUAUUAGCUUUCAGAAACACUACCACUACCAAUAACACUACCAGCAUAUUUUAUUGUGUUUUAUAUCGUUUUUUAACUUGAUAUGAUCUUUGGGAAAAUAUAUCUUGAUUUUUAGGAGACGGCUGAAAACUAAAUGAUAUGGGAAAUGA